AUGUCGAGGAAAGUUCCUCACGCCGCCUUCGUCGAGGAAUAUGAUGAGGAAACCCAUGUUAGCCUCCCGGAAACUCGUCAAGUUGCCAACGCCACUGCAAAACGCUCCAAGGCAGACAUAAGGAAGCCGGCCAGGGAGCCCUUCGUCGAGGCUGCCAGUGAUUCAGGCUACUCGAGUCGCACUGCCGCCACCGUCAACAGCGCCCAAUCUGUCCCGCCGGCCCAGAAGACUCCGGUCCCUCUUAAGGUCGACACCUCGCACAAAAGAACCGAGCUUGAGCGAGUUCGUUCGCGAACAAAAGACCGGCCCAAAGAACGGCCGCGGGAUCGCAGUGCUCGUCCAUCACGCGACGACAAGAUGCACGCGGGGCCCUUUUCGGCUGGAUAUCCCCCGGUCCACGUUCCACGAUCUCCAUCACGAUCCCAAAGACCCGAGCAGAUCUAUACUCAACAGUAUCCGAGAAGCCAUUGGGAUACUGACCGUGGCCUAUACCAUGCGUCAACACCUGUUGAGCCACGACAACGGGAAUACCGGUACCACUCUUCGCAAGGGUCUUCUUAUGACUUCCCUCCACCGUCGCCGUCGCCCCACACAUCGCGUUACCCCCCAUCGGCCGUCGUCCAGGUCUCGCAGAGUAACCGCCCGCCAGGUCGGAGUGCUCGUUCGAAUUCCUAUCAUGCCAACAGUCGCCCUGUGAGCUUUCACGGGAUGAUGCCGCCCAUGAACGGGAUGAUGUACAGUGGGUCUCCGAUGGACCGAUAUGGCCACGGUCCGCCUCUGUCCUCCUCAGCUUACUCCAAUUCUCCGGUGUAUCCUCCGGCGCCUCCUUCGCUCUACUCUCAGCAGUCAUCUUACUAUCCUUUUCCCGGCGCCGCCAGCCCACCUGAACUUCACGAACGUUCAUUGUCCCGGCCUAGGGAGCAACAACGUUCUCGACGUCCGUCUGUGUUCGAGCCUCCCCCGAUUGAUUAUGGUACAUCUGAGGAAGAAGAAGAGGAUGACGACGAGGACGUGGAAGAAGAACCGCCGGAGCCAACCCCACCUCCCCCACCUCCCGGACCGCCCCGUCAGGCCCGACCACGGCUCCCAUCCCAUUCCCGUAGCCGUGGCGAGGAAGACUACUACCAGUACCAAUCGAUGCCACCGCCACCAGCACCAGCCAAGAGCAGGGCCCCUCCAACCAUCAUCCAGAAACAGAAGCGACCUGAGUUACCGCGAAACCCAGCAACCACUGCGUCUGUAAUGUCUGAGCGUCGUCCUUCGCGAUCUCUUGACAUGACGGACCUUCGAGAUGUUCUACCCGAGUAUGGAUACCGCGGGCCAGGCGGACAAACUGUGAUACCUGAGCGGAACCGGAGUCUCCGACGUCCCUCCGUCGCUUACCACGACUCCGCCAGGCCAGGCGGUCCCCAGGUUGCUGUGGAGAACUCGACUCGGCGACGUCGGCCACCCACUGUCUACAACUACUCCCCGAGUGACGAACUCGAGGAGAAACAACGUGAUGUGGAGGAAUACCAGGCAUCGCAGUCCAGCAAAUCCUCAGCCGUCCCAAUGUCUCUGAGCGAUGCGUUGUUGAAGGCCAAGGCGAAUUCCCAGCAUGCUGGGAGUGAUAGCGGCAGUCAAAAGAGUCGGUCAGCCAGCAGCCGAGGUAGCGGCAGUGAUGCUCGGACUCGGUCUGGUGGAAGCGGUGUUUUGACUACGACUCGGCCACCUGAAGACGACGAUAACAUUAUCAUGACGAUGAACGGGGUCACGAUGAGCUUUACCCAAGAGUCUGUGGGAGGCAAGCGCAUCAGCGUGCGGACCGGCCAAACUGGAGCUGUUGAGUUGAAUAUCGAAGGAAAGCGCCCCAAGAAAUACUUGACGGGUGGUUCCGAAUAUACAACCACUAGCAAUAACUCUAGGAAAGGCGACCGCAAGUCUGACCGCGCCAGCCGCCGCUCUAGUCGCUCAACGUACACCGGCGGUCGUUACUAG
Messenger RNA from Aspergillus puulaauensis, 1977 nucleotides. RefSeq lists its product as uncharacterized. NCBI's taxonomy places the organism in Eukaryota, Fungi, Ascomycota, Eurotiomycetes, Eurotiales, Aspergillaceae. The record is from RefSeq and is a predicted model, not a curated record. Bases 1 to 1977 code for a protein of 658 amino acids. The transcript has a single exon.